AUGGCAGACAGCAGGAUAGGCGACUUACAGGAGUUGGAGAUGGCGCGGCGCCGAGAGGGCUACUUUGCGGAUAUUUUUAGGGCAGAACGGCCGGGCGACGGGCAGCGAGCGAGCUACGACAGCGGGCGGGUGCCGGUGCAGCGGGUGGAGGAGCUGCCCUGCGAGGCGCUUCUGGCGGAGAUUGAGGACGACUUUCGGGCCGCGCUGCAGUACGAGCUGCAGCGCGGGUCUGAGGCGGCAGCUGUGGUGGACGAGUACGGGUACGAGGCCGCGGCGCCUGCGGGGGAGGCCGGCGAGAUGCUGCCCCCGAGCGGGGCGUUGAUGUCCUCGUACACAUACCAACAUGCUGCGUCGUUAGAGGCGGGGGUCGGCGAGGCGCCGCACCUGCCGGGCGGGCAUUGCAUGGCAGCUUCUCCGCGGACGCCCGUACACGCCAGCCCGCAACGCAUGGCCGGCUAUGCUAACGGUGAGCGCACGGAGCAAUGCGACCCCUAUCUCGUGCGCGGGAGAGCGCCAGAAGAACACUCCGGGGCUGUCUACGAGAUCGAAUCGCCAGUGACGCCACCACAUUCCUAUAUCAAACGUUCGCCGCGGCAAGGACUUUUCCCCAAGACAAACGGCAGAGAUGCGCCCGCCGCAGAAGCCUAUCCGAUAGCGCAUAACCCAUCCUCUGGGUACACUACACGUGCAGGCUCGUUUACGACAGCAACGUUGAAAAAUAUAACAUCUACUUUCCAGCACAAGCGGAAGGCCGCCACGGGCAGAACGAUCCCACAGAAGUAUAGCCCUUCGUCAUCGGCGUACGAUGUCCAGCAGGCCGCACAAUCGCAUGCCUCAUCAAGCGGGGUUAGCCGGGCAUCUACCACCGGGCCUGGCAUCCGCACGCGACAUUCUUCAGCGUCGUUGAACGGCAGCAUUCCCAACAGAUAUGCACAGUCGACGCCGACCCUCACGCAAAAUAAGAACUACACACAGCAUCACCGUUCGAGCUCGACGAUAUAUUCUAAACACGUCAUUGCGUCUAGCUCCAUGAAAAGGCCAUUAGUAUAUCCCGCGAUGUUAUCGCGUGUAGCCACCAGAUUCAAGAAGACCAUCCAGCUGGGCGAGCACAAAAAAGACGGGCUUCUAUACAGGGAUGCAUUUACCGGGCAAGAAGCCGUGGACGCACUAUGCUCCAUCAUUAGGACCUCUGACCGAAACCUAGCGUUGCUGCUAGGCCGUGCUUUAGACGCUCAAAAGCUCUUCCAUGACGUUGUGUAUGAACAUAGGUUACGGGACUCACCGAAUGAGGUGUAUGAGUUUACUGGUAACUCUCGGAUAAUCGGAGGUACAGGGAGUAUGGAUGCAGCAGCAGCAGCUGUGUCUAUGUACGCGAUGGAUGCUGGCUCCACUGACCCGACGCUUCUAAAAUCGGCUAACUCAGUUUUAAACAACCAACAUGCCUCCGUGUGUACCACGUCCACCCUUUACUCUUCGACUUCGACGAACAGCGAUCCGCAGUUUUUAAAUGAACAAGUUGACCCUGACACAUUGCAUGGCGUAAACGGCGUUUUUACCCUAUUGGCCGAGUGUUACUCCGCCACAUGUACACGUGAUAAGCUAUGCUAUUCGAUUUCAUGUCCUCGAAGGUUGGAACAACAGGCGAGAUUGAAUUUGAAGCCCAAUGGGGGGCUGCAAAGAAACAUCUCACUUGCCAUCAAUGACGAUGAAGAGGAAAAGCCGUCAUGGGCGAGUUCCGUGGAUGAAUCUAUAUGGAGUAACCUAUCCAAGACGGAGAUUAAGAGACAGGAGGCUAUUUACGAGGUCUAUAUUACGGAGAAGAAUUUUGUUAAGUCCUUGGAGAUUUUAAGAGAUACAUUUAUGAAGAAAUUGGCAGAAACAAACAUUAUUCCGUCUGAUAUUAGGAAAAACUUCAUCAAGCAUGUGUUUGCGCAUGUGAACGAUAUAUACUCCGUCAAUCGGAGGUUUUUAAAUGCAUUAAGUGAACGACAGAAGGCAUCCCCCAUCGUUGAGGGUAUAGGAGAUGUCUUUUUGAAAUUCAUUCCGUUUUUUGAACCAUUUGUGUUAUAUGUGGCAUCCAGGCCGUAUGCCAAAUAUUUGAUUGAAACACAGAGGUCGGUAAAUCCGUAUUUUGCGAGGUUUGAUGAGGACUUGAUGAACUCAAAAUUGCGGCAUGGUAUUGAUUCCUUCCUUUCGCAAGGUGUCUCGAGACCGGGCAGAUACAUCUUGUUAGUUCGAGAGAUAAUGAAGUCUUCUGACCCUGAGAAGAACAAGCGUGACUUGGAGAGCCUCACGCGCGCGAUGGACGCAUUGAAGGAUUUUAUGAAACGUAUAGAUAAAGCUAGUGGUAAUGCCCAGGAUCGGCACGAUGUCAAGUUACUAAAACAGAAGAUACUUUUCAAGAACGAGUAUGUUAAUAUGGGGCUAAAUGAUGAGAAGCGUAAGAUUAUGCACGAGGGGCUCCUAUCCCGUAAGGAGCUAACGAAGUCAGAUAGUACUGUCGCUGGCGACAUCCAAUUCUAUAUGCUAGACAACAUGCUACUCUUUUUGAAAGCGAAGCCAGUCAACAAAUGGAACCAGCAUAAAGUCUUUCAGAGGCCUGUUCCUCUUCCUUUGCUGUUUGUGUAUCCAGGUGAGGAUAUGCCACCCCUCAAGAAAUACGUGGGCAGCCGGCCGGACGCAUCGGGCCAGGUCAUAUUCCCGGAUAACUACAGCCCGGAGGGCAACCCCAAGAACGCCGUCACAUUCCUGUACUACGGCGCGAAACACAGAUUCCAGAUUACCUUGUAUGCCGCCCAGUAUGCCGCCAUCCAGACGCUCCUGGACAAGAUCAAUAAGGUGCAGACAAAGCUCAUCACCAGCAAUGAUAUUUUCAACGUGACGAAAAUAAGCGACCGCUUCUUCGACUACUCCAACAAGAUCAACAGUGUCGCCUCCUGCGACGGCGGCCGGAAGUUGCUCAUUGCCACAAACCAGGGCCUAUUUAUGAGCAACAUCCGCCGCGAGAAGGCUCCCGGCUCGGAGAAGAUUGCAACCCACUUUUCGAUGCCCAUCCGGAUCGUGCAGCGCAGCAACAUCACUCAGAUCUCGGUCAUGGAAGAGUUCCAGUCCGUGCUCAUGCUCGUUGACAAAAAGCUCUACAGCUGCCACUUGGACCUCCUUCUCCAAGGCGACAGCGGCACCCAGUACUUCAAGAAGCACGCCAAGGAGGUGGUCAACCACGUCAACUUCUUCGCGGACGGCGACUGCGACGGCAAGCGCAUCAUCGUCACCGCGCACUGCUCCGCGCACACCAUCAAGUGGUUUGAGCAUGAGCACCCGCUCCUCAUGGAUGGCAGCCGCCGUGGCAUGAAGCGCAAGAUCAAUGAGGUCCAGUUCGACUCCGAACCCGUCUCCAUCUCCUUCCUCCGCCUCAACCUCUGCAUCGGCUGCAAGAAGGGCUUCCAGAUCGUCUCCAUCUCCCAGAACGCCCACGAAACGUUUCCCGACCCCGCAGACACCUCUCUUGAGUUCGCCUGGAAGGACACGCUGAAGCCCAUUGCCAUCUACCGCGUCAGCAGCAUGUUCUUCCUGUGCUACUCCGAGUUCGCCUUCUUCGUCAACAACCAGGGCUGGCGCAAGCGCGAGUCCCACACCAUCCACUGGGAGGGCGAGCCCGAGAAGUUCGCCAUUUGGUACCCCUACAUCCUCGCCUUCGACUCCAACUUCAUCGAGAUCCGCCGCAUUGACACCGGCGAGCUCGUGCGCUGCAUCCUCGGCGACAAAAUCCGUAUGCUGCACUCCUCGUCCCAGGAGACUAUUUACGUCUAUGAGGACGAGCGGGGCUACGACACUAUCGCCUCACUCGACUUUUGGGGAUAG
Molecule: messenger RNA, 3861 nt
Organism: Eremothecium gossypii ATCC 10895
Lineage: Eukaryota; Fungi; Ascomycota; Saccharomycetes; Saccharomycetales; Saccharomycetaceae
Gene: ROM2
Product: Rho family guanine nucleotide exchange factor ROM2
Exons: 1
Coding region: 1-3861 (1286 amino acids)
Biological process (GO): intracellular signal transduction
Molecular function (GO): guanyl-nucleotide exchange factor activity
Source: RefSeq, marked provisional